Messenger RNA from Triticum aestivum (bread wheat), 966 nucleotides. RefSeq lists its product as uncharacterized. The transcript is spliced from 5 exons. Lineage: Eukaryota; Viridiplantae; Streptophyta; Magnoliopsida; Poales; Poaceae. The record is from RefSeq and is a predicted model, not a curated record. Bases 248 to 727 code for a protein of 159 amino acids.
AGCCAACCCUAGAAUCGCUCGUUUCCUGUCCCUCCUCCUGUGUGCGGCGCCGCCGCUGCGCACAGGCCACAUCUCCUCGCCCUCCUCCACAUCUCCGGCCAAAGCGCUCACUUCUCCGGCCUUCCUCCACAUCUCCUCGCCUCCACCCCAUCCACUUCCUGUCCAAGACUGUGGCAACGGAGCUCGGCGGUUGCGGCCCUUCUCCAAGACUGCAGCGUGGUGCUCGGCGGCUGCGGCAACGGAGCUGAUGGAGCGCGAGCCGACCAGUUCAACGGAGGCGGUAGCACGGGGCAGCGGCAGCAGCAUGGAGGGCGUCCGCUUGACUGGAAAGGUACAAAUGUUCUUGAUGCAGUUUCAGUACGUGUAUGCAGUUUCAGUCUUCAGCAAUUUGUCUCGUCCAAAUUUAGGAGAGGUCCCUGGUAAAUGGCUCGGCAAAUGCAUAUAUCAUACGGGGUUAAGAAAAAAGAAAGUAUUUGUUGAUAGUGAGAGUGAGGAUAAUGAUGGGGUGAGUGAGGAUGGGGAAGAUGCUCCAUCCAUGCAUGAUCAGCAAGAGGCGCAAAUGCAAGUGGAAAAAGAGACACAAAUUCAAGUGGAAAAGGACGCACCACCAACAGAUGGCAAUUUGGAGACCCGUAGAUCUGUACGGCUUGUGAAGAAGAAGACCAAGGGCGUCAACAGCCUAUACCCGCUGCUUAGAAAUCUGCUGAAAUGCCACAUGAAGAACUAAGGAUAUCAAGAAGCUUUUGGAUGUAUGCAAGCUUGGAGCUGCUGUUUAUAGAAAUGACACUUGAAGAAUAACCAAGGAUAUCAAGAAGCUUUUGGAUGUAGGCAAGCUUGGAGCUGCUGUUUCAAUGUCAUGCUUUGAUAGUUGUCUUUUGGAGCUGUUGUUUCUAUGUGUAAUACUUUAAGUCUGUUGGCUGUACCGGACUAUUUAAACUCUGAACUAUGCUGUGAUGGUUGAACUGA